CGAGCGCCCGCCAUGCGCGCUGCCCCCGCCGCCCCGCUGCUCCAGCUGCUGCUCCUGCUGGGGCCGGGGCUCCAAGCUGCGGGUGUCGCGGAGCCGCUGCCCGCGGUGGUCCUUGCCAUCCUGGCCCGCAAUGCCGAGCACUCACUGCCCCACUACCUGGGCUCGCUGGAGCGGCUGGACUACCCCCGGGCCAGGCUGGCCCUCUGGUGUGCCACAGACCACAACAUGGACAACACCACGGAGAUGCUACAGGAGUGGCUGGCAGCUGUGGGGGAGGACUAUGCAGCUGUGGUCUGGAGGCCCAAGGGGGAGCCCAGGUCCUACCCAGAUGAAGAGGGUCCCAAGCAUUGGACCAAAGAGAGGCACCAGUUUCUGAUGGAGCUGAAGCAGGAAGCCCUCACCUUCGCCAGGGGCUGGGGGGCUGACUACAUCUUGUUUGCAGACACAGACAACAUUCUGACCAACAACCAGACACUGCGACUUCUGGUGGAGCGGGGACUUCCGGUGGUGGCCCCAAUGCUGGACUCCCAGACCUACUACUCCAACUUCUGGUGUGGGAUCACCCCCCAGGGCUACUACCGCCGCACAGCCGAGUACUUCCCCACCAAGAACCGCCAGCGCCGGGGCUGCUUCCGUGUCCCCAUGGUCCACUCAACCUUCCUGGUAUCCCUGCGGGCUGAAGGGGCAGCCCAGCUCGCCUUCUACCCGCCUCAUCCCAACUACACUUGGCCCUUCGACGACAUCAUCGUCUUCGCCUAUGCCUGCCAGGCUGCUGGGGUCUCAGUCCACGUGUGCAAUGAGCACCGUUACGGGUACCUGAACGUGCCCGUGAAAUCCCACCAGGGGCUGGAGGACGAGGGGGUCAACUUCAUCCACCUGAUCUUGGAAGCUCUAGUUGAUGGGCCCCCCAUGCAGGCCUCAGCUCAUGUGUCUCGGCCCCCAAAGAGGCCCAGCAAGAUGGGGUUUGAUGAGGUCUUUGUCAUCAGCCUGGCCCGCAGGCCUGACCGCCGUGAGCGCAUGCUGAGCUCACUCUGGGAGAUGGAGAUCUCUGGGCGGGUGGUGGACGCUGUGGAUGGCCGGAUGCUCAACAGCAGUGUCAUCAGGAGCCUCGGCGUGGACCUGCUCCCCGGCUACCAGGACCCCUACUCGGGCCGCACGCUGACCAAGGGCGAGGUGGGCUGCUUCCUCAGCCACUACUCCAUCUGGGAGGAGGUGGCUGCCAGGGGCCUGGCCCGGGUCCUGGUGUUUGAGGACGACGUGCGCUUUGAGAGCAACUUCAAGGGGCGGCUGGAGCGGCUGAUGGAGGAGGUGGAGGCAGAGAAACUGCCGUGGGACCUGAUCUACCUUGGCCGGAAGCAGGUGAACCCUGAGGAGGAGGCAGCCGUGGAGGGGCUACCAGGCCUGGUGGUGGCUGGGUACUCCUACUGGACACUGGCAUACGCCCUGAGCCUGGCAGGCGCCCGCAAGCUGUUGGCCUCCCAGCCUCUGCGUCGCAUGCUGCCCGUGGAUGAGUUCCUGCCCAUCAUGUUUGACCGGCACCCCAACGAGCAGUACAAGGCGCACUUCUGGCCGAGGGACCUGCGUGCCUUCUCUGCGCGGCCCUUGCUUGCUGCCCCCACCCACUACGCAGGGGACGCUGAGUGGCUCAGUGACACGGAGACAUCCUCCCCCUGGGAUGACGACAGCGGCCGCCUCUUCAGCUGGAGCGGCUCUCAAAAGACCCUGCGCGGGCCCCGUCUGGACCUGGCUGGCAGCAGUGGGCACAGCCUCCACCCCCGGGAUGAGCUCUAGAUGGUGACUCCAAAGAAGCUCCCAGGAGCAGGCCACAGCUCCCAGGGAGCAGAGGAAGAGGUUGCUG
Molecule: messenger RNA, 1858 nt
Organism: Propithecus coquereli (Coquerel's sifaka)
Lineage: Eukaryota; Metazoa; Chordata; Mammalia; Primates; Indriidae
Gene: CERCAM
Product: cerebral endothelial cell adhesion molecule
Exons: 13
Coding region: 13-1791 (592 amino acids)
Source: RefSeq, a predicted model, not a curated record